Molecule: messenger RNA, 1844 nt
Organism: Raphanus sativus (radish)
Lineage: Eukaryota; Viridiplantae; Streptophyta; Magnoliopsida; Brassicales; Brassicaceae
Product: catalase-2
Exons: 7
Coding region: 139-1617 (492 amino acids)
Biological process (GO): hydrogen peroxide catabolic process; response to hydrogen peroxide
Cellular component (GO): plasma membrane; peroxisome; cytoplasm
Molecular function (GO): heme binding; catalase activity
Source: RefSeq, a predicted model, not a curated record
AUAAAUGAAAAGAGAGAAAAGGGCUUUAAAGCGCAAAGGCACACGCCAUUUAUAAAUAGGGGAAGCAAAUAUUAUUAUUAUCAUCAUCACCAUCUUCUCCUUGUCCUAAAUCUCUCAAGCUCUCAACUCUCAACCACUAUGGAUCCUUACAAGUAUCGGCCAGCGAGUUCUUACAACUCACCAUUCUUCACCACCAACUCUGGUGCUCCUGUAUGGAACAACAACUCCUCCAUGACCGUUGGACCUAGAGGUCCCAUCCUUCUCGAGGAUUACCAUCUCAUCGAGAAGCUAGCCAACUUCGACAGGGAACGUAUUCCCGAGCGUGUGGUUCACGCUAGAGGAGCCAGUGCUAAAGGUUUCUUCGAGGUCACUCAUGACAUCUCCCACCUCACAUGUGCAGACUUCCUCAGAGCUCCCGGUGUUCAGACUCCACUCAUUGUUCGUUUCUCCACCGUUAUCCACGAGCGUGGAAGUCCCGAGACCUUGAGAGACCCUCGUGGUUUCGCAGUCAAGUUCUACACUAGAGAGGGAAACUUUGAUCUUGUGGGAAACAACUUCCCUGUCUUCUUCAUCCGAGACGGGAUGAAGUUCCCUGACAUGGUCCACGCCCUCAAACCAAACCCCAAAUCACACAUCCAAGAGAACUGGAGAGUGCUAGACUUCUUCUCACACCACCCUGAGAGCUUAAACAUGUUCACUUUCCUCUUCGACGACAUCGGUAUCCCACAAGACUACAGGCACAUGGAAGGAUCAGGUGUCAACACAUACAUUCUCAUCAACAAAUCCGGCAAAGCUCACUACGUGAAGUUCCACUGGAAACCAACUUGUGGAGUCAAGUCUCUAUUAGAAGAAGAUGCUAUCCGAGUAGGAGGAACCAACCAUAGCCACGCCACUCAAGACUUAUACGACUCCAUUGCUGCUGGGAACUACCCUGAGUGGAAGCUCUUUAUUCAGAUAAUCGAUCCAGCUGAUGAAGACAAGUUCGACUUUGACCCUCUCGAUGUGACCAAGACCUGGCCUGAGGAUCUUUUGCCUCUACAGCCCGUUGGGCGUAUGGUGUUGAACAAGAACAUCGAUAACUUCUUUGCGGAGAAUGAGCAGCUUGCCUUCUGUCCUGCUAUCAUUGUUCCCGGGAUACACUACUCUGAUGAUAAGCUGCUUCAUACGCGUGUCUUCUCUUAUGCUGAUACUCAGAGACACCGUCUUGGACCUAACUACCUUCAGCUACCGGUUAAUGCUCCUAAAUGUGCUCACCAUAACAACCACCAUGAGGGGUUUAUGAACUUCAUGCACAGGGACGAGGAGGUCAACUACUUCCCAUCGAGGUAUGAUCCGGUUCGUCAUGCUGAGAAGUAUCCAACUCCACCUGCUGUCUGCUCUGGGAAACGUGAGAGGUGUAUUAUUGAGAAGGAGAACAACUUCAAGGAGCCUGGAGAGAGAUACCGUUCCUUCACACCAGAGAGGCAAGAAAGAUUCAUCCGUAGAUGGAUUGAAGCACUAUCAGACCCUCGCAUCACACACGAAAUCCGGAGCAUCUGGAUCUCUUACUGGUCUCAGGCUGAUAAAUCGCUGGGACAGAAGCUGGCAAGCCGUCUGAACGUAAGACCAAGCAUCUAAGAUGAGUGAGAAGGAUUCUUGAUUUGGUCCUUGUGUGAUUCUAAUAGGCAGAGAAGAAAAGAUGGAAAGAAGGGAAAACUUCAGAUAUGCCACAAUAUCAUUUUCAUCAUGUGGAUCUUAUAUGCUAUAUUGUAAUGUUAAAUUGUGUUUGUGACUUUAGACUGGUCUCAUGUUUAUCAGAAUAAUGCAUCAAGAUAUACAAUAAACGGUGUUACUUGAUAAGAGCU